Molecule: messenger RNA, 3484 nt
Organism: Paramisgurnus dabryanus
Lineage: Eukaryota; Metazoa; Chordata; Actinopteri; Cypriniformes; Cobitidae
Source: RefSeq, a predicted model, not a curated record
CCUCGCGCUGAGUUUGCCCGUGCACCUGCAUCAGGAAAUUAAAUGCACGCGCACUCUACACAUGUUGAAACAUUGCUACACCUGAUGUCAUGUCAUCCUCUUCCUUUACGAUAAUUAACCAUGGUUUUACUACACAGCAACUAUUUACUAACUAACUUAUAUUUGUAGUAAAACCAAAGUAAUCACACAUUUACAAUCUUACUACAAUUAUUAGUUUAAUCAUUGUAUUCAUAGUAAAACUAUGGUAAAUUGUCACUACACUUUCACUAUAGUAAAACCAUGGGUACAUUUCCCAAGGGCUGUUUUUCACAAUAAAAGUGGAAAACGUGUAACAUAAGACUUUUUGUUUUCUCCUCAAUAAUAAUAAUCUCACAUCCUCCAACAUAUGCCGCUUCACACACAUGCACAAUGCUUUGUAGCCAACUUUCCCCAGUUUCUCAGAUUCUGUCAUUCAUCAAAAAGAAAACAAAGUGAUGUGAAGUAAAAGUGAUGUCCUUGUGAAUCUUUGUGGUUUAUUUGAAAUUGUUUCCAACAGUGAAGUACAGCAUCAGUGCUCACAAAGUUUAAAUACAGCAGCAGUCUGCUAAAGCCGCUGGAUGAUGCUGAUAAGGGGUUUGAUGCUGUGAGCACUUCAGAUCCCACUGUGGGUCCUGAUGAGAAUCUUCCUUAUGUCCUGUAACUGCUGAAACAAGUUUUCUCGGCAACAGGAAUGUCCUUCAGGUUUAAAUAAAAGCCUUACACUGUCACACACUUACUGCUUCAAUCUAUAUGCAAAGCUUUCUGCCAAGAGUUUGAGUUCAGGGAGUCCUUAAACAGAUUCCUGCGGUAGGCUACAUGGAUUUAAGACAUUAAAACCGAAUUUACUUCUUAAAGAUCUGCAAUGAAUCACAAAGAUUAUGAAUUGUAAAAUAUCAAACAUUUGUCAAUAUGAAUGCGAAAGUGUCCUUUACAAUAAUAUGAGCAGAUGCUUUUUUUAUAGGCUCAGCAUAGUCUUCUCUAGGGUGACCAUACCUGCCAUUCUUCCCGGACGGGUCCUGGCCAGGAUUUUGGGUUCGUCUUCUGAAAGUUGUAUUUGUCGACCGCAUACGUCAUAGAGGAUUAUUAUUUUUAGGUACUUUAUUAUUUUAAGGUAAGAAUGAAACUACGAUUGCAUGUCUUAUGUUUUAACUGAAGGGUGUAUGCAGUCAACAAAUAUGACUUCCGGAAGACGCACCAAAAUCCUGGCCAGGAUGCGUCCGGGAAGAAUGGCACAUAUGGUCACCCUAUCUUCUCCCUUAUAAUCAUCAUGAACCUUUCAAAUUCUUUUCCCACAUACGUAAAAAAUACCAGUUUUGUCAUUAAUGAUAUUUUCUUUAAAAAAUUAAAUUAAAAAAAAGGAAUUUUCAUAAUUUCCUACUCAUCUCAAGCUCAAGGGUCCACAUCAAAGCGAGAGAAUGCUGUGGCACUUAAGUAUUUAUUCUGUAAUAGUGAUCGUUUCAGUUAAAUAAUGAAUUAUUGCAACAAUGGGCACUUGAAAAAUAUUAAUGAUUAAUCGUAUCAAGUGUAAUCUGAUUUUGUUUUUAAAUUUGGCGCUGAUGAAAAACCUUACGUAAAGGUAUAGCUCACCCAAAAAUGAAAAUUAUAUCAUCAUUUACUCACUAUUAAAGGGACACUCCACUUUUUUUGAAAAUAUGCUCAUUUUCCAGGUCCCCUUGAGUUAAACAUUUGAUUUUUACUGUUUUGAAAUCCAUUCAGCCGAUCUCCGGUUCACUUUUAGCAUAGCUUAGCAUAAUCCAUUGAAUCUUUGCAUUGCAUAUAAAAAUGUGCAUAUUUUCAAAAAAGUGGAGUGUCCCUUUAAGCUGUUACAAACCUGUAUUUCUUUGUUCUGCUGAAUACAAAGAAAGAAAUUUUGAGCAAUAUUUGUAACCAAGCCAUUAUUUGAGCACCAUUGACUUCCACAGUAUUUUUCUUUCCUAUCAUGGAAAACCAAUGGUGCUCUAGUUUCCUUCUUGAUUACAAAUAUCUUCCUCUGUGUUCAGCAAAACAAAGACAUACAGGAUUGUAACAGCUUGAUGGUCAUUUAAAAAAUGACCAAAUUUUCAUUUUGGGGUGAACUAUCCCUUUAAGGCACUGAGGUUCAUAAGACAAAAAUGUUGAAUCAAUAGUUGAUUUUUGAUUCAUGUUAGAGAGAAAAUGCAAUAACAAUAUUCACUUUUGUCUCUUUCUUGAUUUUUUUGUGCUCUUACUUUCUUUCUUUCUAAAUUACACAAAACAGGAAGACAGAGAGGAAGUGAUGUGGUUAGACAGUUUGCGUCUCUUUAUAAUAAUGAUGCUUAAAGAGAGGAAAGACACUUAAAACGUAGGUUAGUAACAAUUCAAAAUUAAGAGUUUAACCAAAGAAAGUGUUUGAUAUUUCAAUGUAUAUUCAGAUAGCUCAGAGGUAGUGGAGCUGCCAACAGGUCAUUUGCUAUGAGAAGAGCAGAUGUCAUCAAACUCAGCAUUAUCUUCUUCCUGAUCUUCAUCUUAUGCAUGCUAGAGUUUUUCCCACAAAUAAUAAAUGGCAGCAGUCAGGACGAACCUACAGACUGGUAUGUCUGCAAGAGGGAGAUGGAUAGUGAUGUUCUUCAUGAUAAUACCUCAGUAUCAGGAGACCACGUGAUGAUGGUACUUAGAAAAGGAUUCAAUCUGUCAGAAUGGAACAGUAGUAUAUUCACGUUUCUAAACCACACCAACCUGUACACUGGACCCCAAGAUCACCAGAGACAUUUUUACUGCCUCCUUCCACCAAACAAAAGCAAAUGUCCAGAUAUCACAGAAAACCCCCCAAAAGAAAACUUCAAUCCACCAAUCACUUUCCAGUUAACAACCACCGCUUCUCCAAAACCAAACACCUCUUCAUUCAAAAAACCUAUACUAUCUUCAAAUGAAAUGAGUUAUGCACAAAAGCUAAACUGCCAGCCCGGCAGCAAUCAUUUUAUUCACUACCAGGAAAACAGCCCAUUUCCAAAGACGCAGACAAAAAAAGGAUUAGAAAGCUGGUGGUGUGUGACCACUGCAGUGUGGUUCUUUCUGGUACUGACUCUGCUCAUCGUGGCCCUAACAAGUGUGAGCGUCCGGAUCUCCAAGAGCAGACGUAUUCACAAAAAAAAGUCUAAUUUGGUGGUGGUUUCACCCAGAGACUAUCAGCUCACAGAGAUCAACGAGCACAGAGGAAAUUCGAGGAACAGCGCGUCUGAUGUGUUUGUCACAGUAUGCAGUGAAAAUGCAUUGUCACCCAUCAAUGAGAUUACAGAAAACUCACUAGAUGAAGACCACGAAGAAGAAGAGGAACAGAAUAGCUUAGUAACAAAGCAAGAGUUUACAGAAUCAAAGGGACACCUUCAAACAUCAGCUCACCUGCAUCAUCGUAGCAAUCCGUCUCGCUCCUGUCAUGAAACAGAUGGACAGCUUUAACCCUUCAACACAGAAGAGACACUUCAUAAUAAAAGAAAAUCUAUGUUUAUUA